UCCUGAACACGCCACGCCUGCAUGAGCCAGGCGAGCCGCGACAUACAAAAGCGAAAGGGCAGAGGAGGAGGAAAUAGAUCAAUGCGAAAGGGACUAACAUGAAUUUUGCUCCUUACCAAGACGAAUCUCCCGAGGUCGAACGGGCACUCUCUCCUCCCCCGUUCGCCGACCCAUUCAACCGCACCAAGUCACCUCCAAUUCAACAGCAUCGAUCAACACCACCGCCAAAACAACCUUCACCAAAUCACUACAAUAAAGACAGCAGCGGUAACUACGCCCACACACACAGCAAUGGGUAUUUCAACAUCCACAGUGCGUCAUCAUCAGGAGGAUUUGAGAACACCCCGAGUGACCUAGAAAAUGGCGGCGGACGCGCAGACCUGGGCGCAUUCGAAACUAGUUUGCCCUUGAGGAUGGACUAUGAAGCCAUGCUUGCAUAUUUACUGCUGCCGCCAGCUGGGGGUGUUGUUUUGUUAUUACUUGAACAUAAGAGUGACUACGUGCGAUUCCAUGCAUGGCAGUCGAGUAUGCUAUUUAGUGCUAUAUUCAUCUUACAUCUCAUUUUCUCCGGAUCAGGCGUGAUAUCAUGGCUCAUGUUCAUCGGCGACAUUGUUCUCAUCGCAUUCUUGAGUCUUCAUGCUUAUCACGAUGUCGACUCUCUCGAUCAUUACGAAGUACCCAUAUUCGGACGCCUGGCGAAUUCAUUCGUAGACGAUGAAUAACAUGAAAUGGAAGAACAGUUGAAAGUUUUUUUGUGUACAUAAGAUUUCUCAAGUUUGAUGACACUGUUUUUACUUCUCAUUUUUAUUAUUACGGCUAUACAUCUAUUAAUACAUAGCAGUAUUCUGUGCUAGAUAGAUAACCUCGUAACUUUUCUUAUUGUGUUUGGUCUGUCACAUUCGAAGUUUACCGACACAGGUUAUAUGUUUCAAUUGUAGUUUGCAACAUUGAAAGGUUGCCUCUCAUGCCUGUUCGUAAGCAUCAAUUGAUGCGACUACAAAUGCAGCCCUAUAAUACAAAUUGGUAGACUGUUUUAUUACUAUCCUUACAAUGGUG
This is a messenger RNA of Talaromyces proteolyticus, 1056 nucleotides long. RefSeq lists its product as uncharacterized. The transcript is spliced from 4 exons. The record is from RefSeq and is a predicted model, not a curated record. NCBI's taxonomy places the organism in Eukaryota, Fungi, Ascomycota, Eurotiomycetes, Eurotiales, Trichocomaceae. Bases 99 to 722 code for a protein of 207 amino acids.